AUGUCUUUGGCUAUUCACAAAGGUAUGCUUCGCGGCUUCAUCCAGAGCAUGCAUGACGAGGGAAUUAUUAAUGACCAAUUCUGGCAACUACAAGCUAGGAAGCCUGUUAAUCAACCGGAUUACGUUGUGAGAACGAUCACUAGCUACUGCGUAUCUGCGCAAACUUUGUUCUCUCAGUUGACCGGUCUCGUCGACCAAGAGAGCGUUAAUUUUCAUCAGAUCAAUGUUUCUGCUCGUGAACUGUAUGAGAAAUCGAGCAGUAUUGGUGCAGAGCAUGUUAAGCUUUCAUGUGGCGAACUUCUUCGUGCUUCGGCAGAGCAUGAUAAGGAUCAUUGCUCCAAGUCUCUGUAUUGGACUAAGAAUGAGUUUUCCCACCUGAGAAGAAAAUUUGAGACUGUUGUGCAGUUGUUUUGUCUUGAUAUGCUCGUUGGUUAUUUCAGUAAGAGCAUGAGAGUUAUGCUUUAUAAUUCCAAGGAGUACAUCCAUGAAAUACUCUCUAUUACUGAUUUCGGGCGUCUAGAAAUAUACAAUAAGAUCAUACUUAAUCAUUGGAACUUGGAAGUUCCUUUCAUUUGGAUCAUCCGAAGGGAGCUGCUGGCAAGGGGGGGACCAGCUCCAUUCGAGCUGCCACUACGGGCGGUUGUUUGCCCUUAUCACGUUAUUCCCAGAUUGCUUGAUGAUGAGUUGAAGGACAUAAGGUGUUAUGUCUACAGGGUAUCAUGCUUAACUCAUGACAGCCUGACGCGCCUUGUUGUCAUCUGCAAUUCAUUCUGCCUUUUAAGCCUCACACUGAAGCAGGGGAUAUUAAACGAUCAGUUUUCUCAGAUUCAGACUUUGAAAAGUGUGGAGGAACCCGAGCACGUUGUGCAGUUGAUUGAUACAUACUUCAUUGAUGUAGAAACAAUCUUAUCAGAGCUUACAACCUACAUUGAUUAUCCUGAUUUCGAUUUCUCUAAGUUGGCUACACUGGCUCACAAAGUAGAGGAGAGAAGCUUGAGCAUUGGUGCUGAGCAUGUGAGACUUGCAUGUGUUGAUCUCAUUCAGGCUUGUAAUCAGAUGAACAAGGAAAAUUUGUCUAAAGCCUUAAUUUGGAUAAAGAAUGAAUUUGCUCACACCCGAAACAAGCUGGAGGCCUAUGUUCAGAUGGAGCGGAGGAUUAUCAGACUCAAGAGCAGACAACAAAACCGAUCUUGUGUGCCAUCAAAUUCUCUUCCAGUUUUAUGAGAGGAAGUUCGUGGAAGUGAAGGAUUGAAAUACUUUAUAUUAGGUUUUUUGAUAAUAGCUGAUUCAUCUACAUGGUUCCAUGCGUUCUCAAGGGAUGCUAUACAAACAAAAGCUUUGUCUGCAACUAAGCUUUUGCCAUCUUCUUAUUGGGCAGUGCUCAGUUUCCAAAAACAAAACUACUCAGCCAUUACACACAGUAGCAUCAUAAGCACUGCUCGGUGCCUUUACUAGCAUGACAUCUGAUCGAUAAUUGAAAAUUCAUGCACAUGAGGUUCCUUGUUU
Messenger RNA from Corylus avellana, 1506 nucleotides. The record is from RefSeq and is a predicted model, not a curated record. Lineage: Eukaryota; Viridiplantae; Streptophyta; Magnoliopsida; Fagales; Betulaceae.